AUGAUGGUCUCCACGGCAAGGGCAAUGGUCUGCCUGUCCCUGUGUCUUUGUGUGUGUCAGGUCAGCGGAUCACACAUCCCUGCAAGGAUGAACAAAACCAUCCAGGACCUCCUGGAGCGCUAUAAGAUUCCAAACAAAGAGAGAUUCAACGGGACGCCUGUGUUCCCCAUGGAUCCACUGAACGGCACAACGGAGCAGACAAAGAGGACGUUCAUGGGCGGCGUUUUGGAGACGUAUGAAAAGCUGCUCGGCCAAAUGCUGGAGGCCUGUGAUGACGCUGCCAGGGCGGACCUGAGUUACAUCCUGAAGAAGAUCCAGAUGCUGAAGAGGAGUAGCUACCAGGAGCAGAGCAAACUGCUGCAGGGGCUGCACGACCUCGGGAACGUCCAGAUGGACGACCGCAUCAUCCAGAGCAAAGCCCUUGGCGAGCUGCCGUGGCUGUACGAGGAGGCAAGCUCACUGAUGCAGAGGAGGCGGCGGCGGAGACAAGCGAGGAAACUCAGAACUCGUCCGUCAGCCUGA
Molecule: messenger RNA, 522 nt
Organism: Limanda limanda (common dab)
Lineage: Eukaryota; Metazoa; Chordata; Actinopteri; Pleuronectiformes; Pleuronectidae
Product: interferon gamma-like
Exons: 4
Coding region: 1-522 (173 amino acids)
Biological process (GO): immune response
Cellular component (GO): extracellular region
Molecular function (GO): type II interferon receptor binding
Source: RefSeq, a predicted model, not a curated record